Morone saxatilis (striped sea-bass) is the source of this 2808-nucleotide messenger RNA. RefSeq names its product probable ubiquitin-conjugating enzyme E2 W-B. Lineage: Eukaryota; Metazoa; Chordata; Actinopteri; Moronidae. The transcript is spliced from 6 exons. The record is from RefSeq and is a predicted model, not a curated record. The coding region runs from base 35 to 511 and encodes 158 amino acids.
GACUCCCUGACGUACAGUCCUCCGCUCCGCGCUGAUGCAGGGGGGGGUUUCCAUCAUGGCGUCGAUGCAGAAAAGGCUACAAAAGGAACUAUUAGCCCUGCAAAAUGAUCCGCCCCCAGGAAUGACUCUAAACGAAAAAAGUGUACAGAACACCAUUACACAGUGGAUUGUAGACAUGGAGGGAGCACCUGGCACACUGUACGAAGGAGAGAAAUUUCAGCUGCUUUUCAAAUUUAGUAGUCGAUAUCCCUUUGAUUCACCUCAGGUAAUGUUCACAGGAGAGAAUAUACCUGUCCACCCUCAUGUGUAUAGUAACGGUCACAUCUGUCUAUCUAUCCUAACGGAAGAUUGGUCGCCAGCCCUCUCAGUGCAAUCAGUUUGUCUUAGCAUUAUCAGCAUGUUGUCCAGCUGCAAAGAAAAGAGACGACCGCCUGAUAACUCCUUUUAUGUAAGAACGUGUAACAAAAAUCCAAAGAAGACAAAAUGGUGGUAUCAUGAUGAUACAUGCUAAUGUACAAACUUUGUAAUAAUCGUAGAAGAAAGAAGUCCUACUGACCUACGUAAAGCACUUUUUAAAUCAUUCAGUCUUUGAACUCUGACCUUUGACUGGAACAAUGGACACCACGCGCUGGAGGCUCUUGACUGCAUAUACCCCAUGGACAGUUGGAUGCAUGUUUUAGUCGGCUGUAAUAUAGAGAACGAAAAUAAUGGAACGUUUAGAUGCACCCGAGACGGUUCGUUUUUUGUUUGUUUUUCUUGGCAAAAAGGUAGUGACGCAGCGAGCGAGCGAGCAAGCAAAGUGGAUUUGUAGUGAGAUGAUUAUAAUUCCUGUUUUAAGAUUAUUAUUGUUACUUUUUCGUUUGUGUGUGGGUGCAUUUUAAGGUCCUUGUGUUGUGCAAUAAUAACUGAUGGAUGCAUGCUUGGGCCUACAAAGAGAAAUCCAAAAGUAAUCGUUUUCUGGAAGGGAUCUGACCAUCGUAACCCCAAGAAAAUGCUUCAUCUGUGUGUUUAUUUUUAAAUUAUAUGCACUGUGAAAGUAUCUAGUAAAGGCACUAUUAGUAUGUUAUUCCCAACUUGCAGUCGGACUGUAAGCAGUCCUCCACUUAUUUAUCAGGUUAAAGGGUUUUAGUUUGCAACACUGUAUCAAGAGUAGACGCAAUUUUCUUCUUCAUCUUCCAACUUCAGACCUGGGCUGCAGUUGUUCCUGCUGAUGGACAGAAUGUCGGUACAGAUGGGAAUAAAACAGAUGCGACGCUUUAGUCAGCUGAUGACCUCAGUGUGUGUCUCCUGGUAAAGUCGGGCUGAACUCGUGUAGUGUUCACCAGUCCAGUCUAGAAGAUGUACAGCAGCCUCUCUUCCAUUUAAAGAAUGUCUGUGUGAGAACAUUGUUGCAUGAUCCAUUUUUAUUUGUACGAUACAUUUUUUUUUUUUUUUUUUAAAUUUCAUGCUUUAAUCUUUUAAGAUGUUUGAUUUUAAAAUGUCUUUUUUGUACUGUUUUUCAACUAGCUGAUACUUUGAAAAGGGGGGUUGUUUUGAUGGGUCAGUAUGUUUUGGGAUUUUUUUUUUUCUUUUUGUAUUUGUUAUUUAAUUUAAAUCUUUGUUCUUCAGAAUGGUAAUGAAUGACGAAAAGGAGAGUCUUUAUAGAAGUCGUAUAGACGAGGCUUUUGUGAUUUCCCCCCCGGUCAGAGUUUUGGCUCAGGUACUUUUUUUUCAAUAAAGAGAUCACCUCUAAAAAGAUACCUAUCAGAUAUUUUGAAUUUAACUAUAUUUUCACCAAAAGAGACUGUUAUGUUGUAAACUUAUAACACGUCUGAAACUAUUGUAUAUAAGUCUUUAAAUUGUUGGAUGACGUGAACGAAAUUAGCAGAGGAUGCUUUUACUUUAUAGCAGAAUGAUAAUAGGAGUGCUUUAUUUCAUUGGAAAUUGUCCUGCAUCUUUUGCUAAUUAGGAUGUGUACAGACAGCAACAAACACUACUGUUGGUUUAAAAAAAGAAGUUUAGUAGUUUUACAGUGGGGGUGCAUGCAAUUUUAAACCCUACUUUUUUUUCUUAUUGGCAUCAGACAUUGUGACAACUUUGAGUCUUUCCAUAACUUAGGUAAUGGUUUAUGGGAUGGAUAUUACAAACCUCGCCUCCAGAGGCUGUGUGGCUCUUUGUCAUUUCAGACUGUAAUCGACUCCAUUCCUAAAGAAAUGUUUAUCGCCAUCCAGUCAGAGAUACUUGAAUUUUUCCAUCUUGGGUUGUUUGUAUUGCAUUUGCUUUUUCCAGGGUCUAGCUGAGUUUUCUUGAAUGAACUUGAGUGAAUGUGAUGAUACUCUAUACUGUAGAGAAGAUUACCACAGCACACCGCUAUCUCAAAAACUAUAUUGAUAACUUAAAGACAUCUAUUUAACCAAUGAUUUUUUUUUUACUAGCUUCAUUGUAAUGGUCUUGCCUGCUGUCGCAGAGAAAUGGACGGUAGUACUGAGAUAAUUGUGUAAAUGCAGUCACAACAGCAUUUGUGUGGGGACAAGAAGCCUUCACCCAGUGGGCAGUGGAUCAGAAGAGAUUUUGAAAAACUUUCGAGUGAAUAUGUUGCAAACAGUUUGGAUGUGACAUGUUUUUUUUUUUCUUCCUAGGUUUUUUUCUUUUCAUUUUUUUUCUUUUUCAAUGCUGUUUGAACUCUUAGCUUGCAGGUUGUUGUGAGUGAUCAACACUAAUGAGGGUGUGUUAUUUAUAUUUGACAUUUUGUUCUGGGAUGUGCAAGCUCCAUGUAAUAGGUGCCUGUUCAUUUUCAUAAUCAAUAAUAAAAGCAAAGAUUCACUUUUA